UGUUAAAUAAAAAGCUGCAAGUAAAAUCAAUUUUACACCCUUACUAUGCAUAUUUAAUUGGGCCUACAAGUUUACGAGUAUGUGGGACAAAUCUCCUUUGUUGCUUUACUAUUUAAACUCAUUGCGUUAAUUUCAUACAAAAAUAAUAUAAAAUAGUCCUUGUUAAUAACUUUGCGUUCAGUGUCAAAACCUACACAAUUUCCAACAAUCUAAAAGACCCUCACUCAAACCGAAAGUCUUAACCCACUGAAAGCGAAGAGCCUAAAAACUGCAUAGAUCAUCGGCAAGAUGAUCUACCUACAGAAUUGCUGCUGCUGCGUGGAUCUGCGCAUCGGUACCAUUAUAAUCGGCAUUUUGCACAUUUUAGCCGAUGUUCUGGGAGGGACUUUUGUGGCAUUAUUUGGGGAGUCUGGCAUUCCCGAUUUGGGCCAUACGCUGUACAUUAUUUUCAUGAUGCUGCACAUUCUGAGCUGCGUCUUCCUGAUCAUCGGCUGCUUUCGGUUAAGAAGCAACUGGAUGCUAUUCUACAUAAUAAUGACUAUGAUCAUGGCAUUGGCCAUGCUAAUACUGAUUGCAUCAGACGUCAUACUAGAGAUUUGGUUCUGGGUCAUGAUCACCUAUGCCUUUAUGUUCUUUAUUUGCCUAUACUUCUGGCUGGUGGCCUACUCCUUCUAUGCCGCCUUGGGAGGAGCUCUGUUCCUCUGAGAUCGCCUGAUCCUGAUCUUAUGCCACCUAGUUGUUGUAUCAAAUUUUACGGUGCUGGUAGUAAUAAAACCUUUGGUUCCCUGACAA
Molecule: messenger RNA, 792 nt
Organism: Drosophila gunungcola (fruit fly)
Lineage: Eukaryota; Metazoa; Arthropoda; Insecta; Diptera; Drosophilidae
Exons: 4
Coding region: 289-705 (138 amino acids)
Source: RefSeq, a predicted model, not a curated record